Messenger RNA from Thermochaetoides thermophila DSM 1495, 528 nucleotides. RefSeq lists its product as uncharacterized. The record is from RefSeq and is a predicted model, not a curated record. The transcript has a single exon. The coding region runs from base 1 to 528 and encodes 175 amino acids. NCBI's taxonomy places the organism in Eukaryota, Fungi, Ascomycota, Sordariomycetes, Sordariales, Chaetomiaceae.
AUGACUCCUCGCAGCACCGAAACUAUGUUUGACAUUGCAUCCGAUGUGAUAAACCUUCUCCGAAAGUCUAAGGAAACUCUCGCGGUGGCGGAAUCAUUAACAGGUGGCGGAGUUAUGAUGGCCUUGACCGCAGUUCCUGGUGCCAGCGAGUGUGUCCGAGGCGGUGUUGUUUCCUAUACCAUUCCGCUCAAAGAGAACAUUCUUGGUGUAGAUGAAAACCUAAUCGCACGUGAGGGCGUUGUUCACGCUUCUGUUGCCGCACAAAUGGCUGAAGGAGCACGUCGUGUUGCAGCCGUGGAUGGUAUUGAGGCGACAUGGGGUCUCGGAACGACGGGCGAUGCUGGGCCCGAUAAGCAAGGUAAAGAUGUUGGGACAGUCUUCCUCGCCGUUGCGGCCUCAGAUGAUACCCAGACAUGGGGUCCUUUUAGUUUUCCUGGGUCAAGGGAGCAAGUUCGCCAGGGGGCCAUAUUAGAGGCUCUAGCGCGUUUAAGGCAGGCUUUGGUUGGAAGAAAAGCAAACAGCUCCUAA